CCUUUCCUUUGUCAGUAUACAUCAUCUUCUUCCCCCAAAUUUCCAAUACAAAUGCCAAUAGAGGCUCCCCAUCUCCAUGCAAGCUUUUUCGUGCACCUCUUCGUCGCGGCGACACCUCUGACCGGGAACUGCGUCGGAGCCGCGACGGCAAUCGGAGGCAUCGCCGCAAGUAGCAUUGAACUGAGGACCACCCUCCCAACGGAUUCCAUUACGGCCAUCAUCGCCGUGCUGCUGCAGCGGCAAUUGGAAGCAUCGUUGCACCUCCGACCAGAGACUUCGUUCACGCCAAACAUCAAACACUAACAGUGGAGCCAUCACCAUCCCUGCUGGGGCUUCUCCGUACACCGUUACCACCGUGGCACUGAUCCGAAGGCAUUACUGAUUGGAAGCACCACCAGCAUCACUUCUUCCUUUCAUUGCCAUUGAAUAGUUUUCCUCCUUCCCAAAUGUUUUCACAUCUUUAUUUCUUGUUUAAAUGUUCUCUGAUUAUGAUCCUUACAUAGUGUUUCACAAUUAAACUCAAUAAUGGAGGAAUUGACGUAUAUCCACUACAGCAGAGAUGAUUUCUAGAGUGGAAUUAUCAUUUGAAAUAGAAGGAGUAGAAGUGUACCUUAAUUCGCUUUGCUGUUAUUGCUCUCUGUGCUAUCUGCUGCUGGUCCUUCCUCCACCACCGAGUUCGGUUGGUCUCCGGAAAAAUAUAUAUUUCUAUCUUUGAGAAAUAUAUAGCCGAUGGUUUAAAAUAGAGCUGAUUGAGGCAGUACAUGCACUUUAUAUAUACGUUUAGACUGAACUGUGAUCUUCUUAAAGUGAGUUAAGUUGCUGAUAAGAUAGCUAGGCAAUCAUUCGGCUAGCAUGGACGUAGCACAUUGUUAUUUAAAGGGGAAUGCUGAUGCUGUGGAGUUUUGUCCGUAUGAUUUGUAUCAUAACGUUUUGGCGGUAUCCACUUACACAUUACAAGAAGGUUGUCAGCCCAAUCGACAUGGAAGCAUAUCACUUUUCAAUGUUGAUGAGGACAAAGGCCACCUUGACAUGGUUUUUAGUGAGGAAACUGCUGGGAUUUUUGACAUAAAGUGGAGCCCACCUGGAGGACGUUUGAAUCCUUUUCUAGCUCAAGCAGAUGCUGAUGGAUACUUGAGAAUUAAAAUGCUGGAAGGUGGCUCUAACGGAGUGGAAGGGGUUACUCUAAAGGAGAUCAUUAAGGAAAAAAUCAGCAACUCUAUGUGCUUGUACCUGGAUUGGAACCCUUCAGCCACAUCUAUCACAGUAGGACUUUCUGAUGGCUCUGUGUCUAUUGUUUCUGUUCUUGAAUCCAAGCUGGAAAUACAAGAACAGUGGAAGGCUCAUGAUUUUGAACUUUGGACAACCUGCUUUGAUAUUCACCAACCAAAUUUGAUAUACACUGGCUCUGAUGAUUGCAAGUUAAGUUGUUGGGAUUUGCGAGAUAGACCUCCUAAUGUGGUAUUUCAAAGCUCUAAGGUCCACAAAAUGGGUGUUACUUGCAUUGAGAAGAGCCCCCAUGAUCCGAAUAUCUUGUUGACUGGUAGCUAUGAUGAAUUCCUGAGGGUAUGGGAUUUAAGGUCUCUCUCAAAACCCCUUAACAAUACUUCAAUUAGCUUAGGGGGAGGAGUUUGGAGGGUUAAGCAGCACCCCUUCAUUCCAGGCUUGGUCUUGGCUGCAUGUAUGCACAAUGGUUUUGCUAUUGUUGCUAUUAAAGGUGACAAUGCUGAAGUAUUGGAAACUUACAACAAACAUGAUUCUCUUGCUUAUGGAGUAGACUGGCAGAAAGGUGAAGCAAAUCAUUUAGGUGGGAAAACCAAACCAUUGAUGGCUACUUGCUCAUUCUAUGACAAACAUUUUCGGGUGUGGAGGUCAGCAAAUGAUAUUAUUAUCUUGUAGAAUGCUCAUUCUUGCUUAACUUUAACACAUUAGGAAAUGUGAUGCACAGUUUAUUUAUUCAAUCAUGGUUUGCAUUAUUUUGACAA
Vigna umbellata (rice bean) is the source of this 1982-nucleotide messenger RNA. Its product is annotated as Transducin/WD40 repeat-like superfamily protein. The record is from RefSeq and is a predicted model, not a curated record. Lineage: Eukaryota; Viridiplantae; Streptophyta; Magnoliopsida; Fabales; Fabaceae. Gene Ontology annotation, molecular function: protein binding; diphthine methylesterase activity. Gene Ontology annotation, cellular component: cytoplasm. Gene Ontology annotation, biological process: protein histidyl modification to diphthamide.